Rotaria sp. Silwood1 is the source of this 1764-nucleotide messenger RNA. The record is from the annotation of a GenBank genome assembly. NCBI's taxonomy places the organism in Eukaryota, Metazoa, Rotifera, Eurotatoria, Philodinida, Philodinidae.
AUGGCUGCAGGUGGUAAUAUAACCAAUGAUAAGGAAUUAUUGAAAUUACAAAUACAAUUUUUCAAGGAACAACGACUUACUGAGGAGGCAAAACUAAAAGUUGAAAAAGAAAUAACAAAACGACAGGACAAAGAUUGGGGUAUUCAACAAAUGAUACUAAAACAAAAGAACACAGAUGUGAUAAUUGAAGAAAAAAAAAGACAACAACUUGUAUUAGAAAACGAACUUGAGCUAUCAAAAGCUAAACGAAUGAAAACAACACAUGAAAAACAUCCGAUAUCAAGCAGUGAUAUUUUAGCUGUAUUAAAAGACCACAAUACAUUUUAUAAUUUAUAUGUAAAGAAACAACAUCAUGGAUUUGAUAUUAACAAAGUAUUAAAUAAUAAUAAUAAUAAUAAUAAUUAUUAUUUAAAUGAGAAAACAAUAGGUUUUAUUCGAAAUUAUUUCAAUUCUGUUUUAUUGUUAAAGGAGAUAAACGAAGACAAAAUUCAAGUGUUAUUUCAAGGAUUAAUAUUGAAUUUAUUAAAUGAAUUAAGUGAUUAUACAGUGUUGAAAUAUGUAGAUACACAUAGCAUAUCUUCUAUCAAUGCAACAUUUCGUCCUGAUUGUUGUUUUUUAUAUAAAAAUGUUAAUAUCAAUUGUGUUGGAGGACGUAAAUGUUUACAAGAUUUUAUUAUUUGUGUUGGUGAAUAUAAAAAAUCUAACCGUUCUAUGACUGAUUCAGUCGGACAAAUAUUUCACUAUUUGCAUUUACUAUUAGAUAAACAAAAUCGUAAAAAGAUCUAUGGUUUUUUAAUUAAUAAUAAACAAAUGAUAUUUUUGUAUGUUGAAAAAGGAGAUAAACCAGAUCUAUAUGAUUACUAUGAAAGUGAAAAUUUAGACAUGUUUAUUAAUAUUCCUAAAAGAUUAUCAUCUGUUGCUAUGUCAAUAACAAAUAAACAAUGGAGAAAGAAAUAUUUAAAUGAAGUUACUUGGAAAAUAUUUACAAAUUUUUUAACAAUGAAUGAAAACUUUUUUGAAUAUAGGAUGUUAAAUAUAGAUCAUCGUGAUGAUUUACUUGGUAAUAAAUAUGAAAUAAUGCAAAAAUUGGGCUCUGGUUUAACUUCAAUGGUUUAUUUAUUAAGAAAUAAUGAAAAUAAUUCUUUAAAUGAUGAUACAGAACUACAUGUUUUAAAAAUAUCUAAAUGUCAUGGGUUUGAAGAAAAUUUUAUAAAUGAAGUGAAAAUUACAAAUGAAUUAAAACAAUUAAAUGAUUUAGACAAAUUUAAUUCAUUUUUUCAAGAUAUUCUACAUGAUUCACCUACAGGUCGAUUUUUAAUAUUUAAUAAUGUAUUAGAACAUAUCCAAUCAUUAAAAUCAGAUCAUUUGUCACAACUUGUUGAUAUAAUUCAAUGUUUAUAUGAUUCUCAUAUUAUUCAUCGUGAUAUACGUCCACAAAAUUUGAUGAUAGAUUGUGAUCGAAAACAUUUGAAGUUAAUCGACUUUGGUUUUGCCAUUAAAUAUGAAACGAUAAAAAAAUUGUCAAUUGCUGGAACAAUUACAUAUGCUAGUGAUGAUUUAUUAAAUUGUUAUUUGAAAUCAUUAUUAAAUGGAAAAUAUUCAACAGAUUAUCAUUAUGAACGAAUGUUUGAUUUGAAAUGUACAUUAAAUCUUAUAAUGUCAAUGAUUAAUGAACGUGUUAGUGUACAGUUGAAUGCUAUUGAAGAAUUACCACCUACUAUUGAUAAAGUUAUGGACAAACUCAACUAUGAUAUUCGAUAUUGA